AUGACUGAUGAGUCCCCAUUCCUGAAACUGCCUGAAAUUGUCAUGGACAAUGUUUUACACUACUGUGAUUAUCUGGAAAUUGCUCGUCUUCGGAAGACUUGUCGAAGCCUACGAAACUAUGUCGAUAGCACAACAUCAGAUGCUCUGAUGACAAGUGUAGAAAUCACUGCACAUUCUCAGGAAGUCAGAUUCUUGCUUCGUUCAAGAAGUUGUAGAAUCGAUGCCCACUACUCACAAUCCAAGGAUGGCUACAGUAUGCAGUAUUACACCAAUGGAAAAUGCGAGUUUAAAACAAAGAAGAUACAUGGAGAGAACUAUUUGGAAGCUUUUAAAAAGGAUCUUGAGAUUUUUAUGAAGUAUCAAAAAGGCGUCAUAUCACACUUGAGAAUUGAUCUUCCACCACCUCUAAGUGAAGGAAUUCUGAAAGUAAUUGAGAACCGCGGCUCCACACUGAAAGUCACUGAAAUCUAUGUGUUCAAUUUACCUGCAACUCAACUUCUAUCUACUAUAUCUCUUAUCGAUGCUCAAUGUCUGGAAAAUCUGAAAGUAUUCACCAAAGAACAGAGAGAUGUGAUAGAUGAGAUUAUGGAUCUGGAGCAGUGGAAACAUCUGUAUUACUGUCAAUUGCUGAAUUUUCAAAUUUCGCAGCCUAGAAGAAUCUCUCAUAUUGGCAUGUUUACGGGGAAUGUGACAUCUGUCACGGCAGCGGAUUUGGAUUUUCUGAAAACGGCCUUCCUCAAUUCAUCAAUGUUCUGUUGUUGUAAAAUGAACUGCAACAGUAUCGCCGAUUUGUCAGAAAUAGCCGAAAUAUUCGGAGUACAACCAUUCACCAGUCGCGGUAGUACUGGCGGAGUCUUAAGACUGUGGUUCUUCCGUAUGCCAAACGACAAAACUACAGUUCUCUCGCUGGAUGUGAACAGUUUCCAUUUCGUUGAGUUCCGUCAUAAAAAAACUGCAGAAGUGCCAAGCGAUGCUGUAAUCAUUGGUUGA
This is a messenger RNA of Caenorhabditis remanei, 990 nucleotides long. RefSeq lists its product as uncharacterized. The transcript has 3 exons. Bases 1 to 990 code for a protein of 329 amino acids. NCBI's taxonomy places the organism in Eukaryota, Metazoa, Nematoda, Chromadorea, Rhabditida, Rhabditidae. Gene Ontology annotation, molecular function: protein binding. The record is from RefSeq and is a predicted model, not a curated record.